This is a messenger RNA of Micropterus salmoides (largemouth bass), 3617 nucleotides long. RefSeq names its product choline/ethanolamine phosphotransferase 1b (gene cept1b). The transcript has 11 exons. The record is from RefSeq and is a predicted model, not a curated record. NCBI's taxonomy places the organism in Eukaryota, Metazoa, Chordata, Actinopteri, Centrarchiformes, Centrarchidae. Bases 365 to 1645 code for a protein of 426 amino acids. Gene Ontology annotation, molecular function: diacylglycerol cholinephosphotransferase activity; ethanolaminephosphotransferase activity. Gene Ontology annotation, cellular component: Golgi apparatus; endoplasmic reticulum membrane. Gene Ontology annotation, biological process: phosphatidylethanolamine biosynthetic process.
UGGCUAACGUUAAGUAGCUUCCUGUGACAACUACAGUGACACCGGUCGUGGUGAUCCACCUACAGCUGCAAACAUCCCUCCGGUACUCUUCAGUCAUAAAGAGAAACUCUAAACUAACUGUCUACAGAGGGGACCUGUCUGUCGGCUUGAAGCGUCAUCACCACCCUCGGACUGUCCGCGGCUCUCGUCCUUUAAUCGGCCAGGUGCUGACGUCCACUGCUCUUUGAUCAUUGUCGAUUAUCGAUUUACCGCGUAUUGUCCAGCCUCACCCAGCCCCACUGUGGAUCUUUAGCCUCUCCAGCAGGACAGUGGCAGAGGCAGAGCCAGAACCAUCGGGGACCAGACCAGCAGGCAGCAGGGCUCCAUGAGCACGACGGGACAGCAGCAUGCGGGGGGGCUGCGUUCUCGCCGAGGCCUUAGCCGGGACAAAGACCCCGGGCAGGGCAUGGGCAUGGAGACGGCCUGCUGGCUGGCCCCCGGAGUGCUGCGCAGGCUUAUAGAGCUGCCCUCACCUCCCCUGUCUCGACACCAGCUUAAAAGACUGGAGGAGCACAGGUACAGCAGUGCAGGACGCUCCCUGCUGGAGCCUCUGAUGCAGCGUUACUGGGAAUGGUUGGUUGGACGAGUCCCUUCUUGGAUUGCACCCAACCUCAUCACUAUCAUCGGCCUGGCCACCAACGUCUUCACCACCCUCGUGCUGAUCUACUACUGCCCAACGGCCACUGAACAGGCUCCUCUCUGGGCAUACCUGUUGUGUGCUGUGGGUCUGUUUAUCUAUCAGUCAUUGGACGCCAUUGACGGCAAGCAGGCCAGACGCACCAACAGCAGCUCUCCGCUGGGCGAGCUGUUUGACCAUGGCUGUGACUCCCUCUCCACCGUAUUUGUGGUGUUGGGAACCAGUAUAGCAGUACAGAUGGGUACCAACCCCGACUGGAUGUUCUUCUGCUGCUUCGCCGGGAUGUUUAUGUUCUACUGCGCCCACUGGCAAACAUACGUGUCGGGAACGCUGCGCUUCGGCAUCAUUGAUGUGACUGAGGUGCAAAUCUUCAUAAUAAUCAUGUAUUUGCUGGCCGCCGUGGGAGGAUCGGCUUUUUGGCAGUCACUGAUUCCAAUCCUAAAUAUCCAGAUGAAAAUGGUUCCUGCCAUCUGCACUUUUUUAGGAGCCAUCUUUUCCUGCACCAAUUACUUCAGAGUUAUUUUUACAGGAGGUGUGGGCAAAAACGGAUCCACAAUAGCAGGAACCAGUGUUCUCUCUCCGGUCUUGCAUAUUGGUUCGGUUAUAAUUUUGGCCAUGAUGAUAUACAAGAAGUCUGCUGUCCAGCUCUUCGAGAAACAUCCGUGUCUUUACAUCCUGGCGUUUGGCUUCGUCUCGGCCAAAAUCACCAAUAAAUUAGUAGUAGCACAUAUGACUAAAAGUGAGAUGCAUCUCCACGAUUUAGCCUUCCUGGGACCAGGACUACUGUUCCUGGAUCAGUAUUUCAAUAGUUUUAUUGAUGAGUACCUGGUGCUGUGGAUUGCACUGAUCAUUUCCUUUUUUGACUUGGUGCGUUACUGUGUCAGUGUUUGCAACCAGAUUGCCUGCCAUCUUCAUAUUUUUGUUUUUAAAAUCAAGCCUUGUUCAGUGCUCAGUGCAGCUCCUCACUGAGGACACGCCGGCCAUUACUGACUCUGUCCCUUCCUGUUAGUCGCACUCAUCUUUUUCUUCCCUCUGUUUUCCACGUAGCGAUGCAGGGGAUGACGUGGUGUAAAGUAUGCGCUUCAGCCAACUGAAUGUGAGGACAAAUAAUAUAUAAUAAGAUACUGGAGUAUUACUGUCAUUGUUUCUUUUUCACCAGUGCAGAAUUGAAUUUGUACCAGUUUCAUCUUCUGCCCCCCAAUAAUAAGAAAUCUCCUUCAGACAAACUCAUGGUUACACAGAGCAAAUAUUUCAGGAGAGUACAGGUGCUACUCGGUAUGUUAAAGAAGAGAAACUUAAACUUAAGUGUGUUUUAACGUUUCAUGUGCAAAGAAAAUGUAUAGGAAAUGAAUCAAACUCCUUGCUUUUCAUGAUUAUAAUUUUUGUAAUAUUUGCAUAACGUUACCUUUUGCUAUUGUAAAUAUCAAACUGUUAUUCUGUCUGUGCUUCUCUUUCAAGUUUAAAAAAAUUCCUUUCCUUCAUGUAUAUGAUUUUGAACUUCAUCUCCUACACGUUACAUGAAACUGUGCAAGUGUUUCACAUCAGCAAAAUGCGCUUUUGGAGGAAACGUAAUGUCGACUUUGUUACCUUUUUUUUCGUUUACAUAUCACAAUGUUCUUCUGCAAAGGUUUUAGUUUUUCAGUUUGUGAACUGAAUGCACUUUGUUAAAGUACACAUGGGAUUUUUGGGACAGUGUUCAAGUUUGGGUAGGACUUUUGUGUGUAUUUAUUAUCAUAUGUAAUGUUUUCUGCUAAUAUUUUCACUCUGAAAGUGAUAGUUUUGUUAAUUCUUCAUAGAGUUCCUCUAAUUUAUGCUUUUUCUUGUAAAAAGAUAAGGACGUGCACAAGAGGAAAAGACACAACAGCCACAGUCAGUUUUUUUAAACAUAUAACAAAUGUAUUUUAACUCAAAGAUUCACUUACUAACAUUCAAAGCUAUGCAGGUACGCAUUAAAGGUCCAGAAGCUAGUAAGUAGGCCUUUUAGGUGAAGAAUGAACUUUGAUGCUCAGAUUUCCUCAAAUUUUGCUGGUGAUAGGUACAAAGCUCCAGAUGUUUUUAAGUGAAGCUGCCUGAUGUGAACACGUCUGUCCUCUUUCCUUCUGACUGCUUUGAAUUACUGUACUCGGACCAGAUCAAAGUCACAGAUCACUCCGCUACUCUGCGCUGUUUUUUUAUUUUGGUCCCUUAUCUCUACCUAGUAUUAGUAUUCUAUACUUUUGUUAAUGUCAACACAUUUCGUGAAAAGACCAAAACCUUUUGUUAGUUAGUAUCUCAAAACUUUCUGACUGUCCUACUCAAACUCAUUGGUUCCUACAAAAAAAAAACACCUCACAAAAAUGUAGCUUUAAUGUACUGUAGUUUUAGGAAAUGUUUUUGAAAUGGAUGAGGUUAGCACUCAGUCAAAAUGUGUGUGUGUGUGAUAACGAAGCGACAUGUCACUCAGUGCAACAGUGCGGCUCAUUGAUGUGUUUUUGUAUAGUUUUUAGACAACAAUGGAGCUGUAUGGCACAGAGGAAGAACAGAUAUCAGACUCUAGAUUCACAGAAAAUACUUUAUUCAUGAUUGGUUUUGGUCUUUUCACAGGAUUUGUUGACAAUAAGAAAAAUACAGAGUAUCACCAGUCUUAUCCUUUAAAAUGAUCAAAUACCUGACGCCAUGACGGUUAUUUAUGUGAAUGUCACACUCCUUCCUGUGCUGCUACUUAAUUGAAUCACUGUUUUAAGAAAUGUGUUCAUUAAUGAAUUAUCUGGUUGACAUUGCGUUUCCCCCAAAACAAACCUGCUGAAGCAUAAGCAGGUGCACGUGGACUGAAUGUGUAAGUUGAGUUCACACAAUGACGUCACAGUUUUUAAGGUGGUGGCUGAUGAGAAUCAGAUCAAACGUUUGUCCCUGACAGUUAAUAAAAACCUUUUUAUUUGAAGUGGCUGCUGCUCACUACCUA